AUGUGGAGCAGUCGUUUUGUCACAACAGUAUGUGUGCGUGGUGAGACGGUGAGAGACACUCACUUUGCUUUCUCCGCCGCACGCCGCCGGCCGCCUUGUGUGGAGCAGGGCGCACGCCGCCGGCUGCCUUCUCUCGAGCAGGGCGCAUCCUCUCCCGCCACGACGUCUUCUGCCCCCCCUCCCCCUCCCCGCACCACCACCACCACCACCACGGCCUCACCCCGUCUCCUAUCCCCACGACGGCCUCGCCUCGCCGGCUCUUAUCCCCACCACGGCCUCGCCCCGCCGCCUCCUCUCACCACCGCGGACUUGUCUCGCCGCCAACCCCGUGGAUCUUCCCUAGAUCGACUCUGCCGCCGCCAUCAUACUGCCGCAGAGCAGAUCGAGAUGCGAGAUGCUGGACACGAUGCGGGAGCAGGCAUCUUGAAUUGGACCGAGAUCCAGUGCGUCGACCUCACACAGUCUCUCCGGGAAGGAGUUCGCAGCUCGCGUAGGUGUUCGGUUGCUGAAGGCACCUUCACCACAUUGUCAUUCAUUUGUGAGAUGUUUCUGUUUCUCUAUGUUGGCAUGGAUGCAUUGGAUAUAGAGAUUUGGAAGAUUGUUAGCGGAACACAUAUACAGGCAACUGCGGGGACUACCAACAGGCGGCGUACCUGCUACGUGUUGGUGAUGAGCAAGCUAGCCAAGGGGCAGCAUAGUGAAUCGAUGAAGAAGCUGGAAUCCUAAUAGGAGGAAUAUUUUCAACUAGUUUGUCGCAUGUUGGAGGAGGCUUGAAGUGGCGGUCGUAACACAGUCAGUUGGGAGGACCCAACGCCAGAGUCAAAAUUGUUGACAUUUUCUUUGUUAGAAACGGCUGUAUCUGGUGUUCUUAAUGAAGCUGGACCAUGAAGUGGAGUUAGAUCACUCAUUAUCACAUCAACAGGGGUGAUGACACCGGAGGUAGGGCAGCACGCCGGCUGGAGGCCGUCCACCGGGUGGAGGACGUCGCGGGCGCCUGGGGCGAGGGCGGCAUCGCGAAGAUGCCGGGGUGAGGAGAGGCAGCAAGUUGGGUGGAGGAUGUCCAGCGGGUCGAGGACGUCGCGGAGACCAGGGGCGAGGACGGCGGGGCGGCUGGCCGAGCGAGGCGGGGCUGAUGGCCGAGGGAAAAUAAUGUUUGGUCUUUUAAUAGUAAGUAUAGAUAUAGAUAUAGAUAUAGAUAUAGAAUAGAAGAAUAGAAGUAUAGAAGCCCCGGUUCCCUCCUUCGGCCAUGGGUUGUCAAAAAACUCGGAAAUUGUAUCCAGAGUCCAAGACACGUUCCAUCUUCGUUUUCUUUCUCCUCUUUCCCCACUAGACAAAUUGUGAAAACUUUCAUAGAAAUUUUAAUGGAUGCUUAUCAAGCUAGUAUAUGCAAACUUACC
Molecule: messenger RNA, 1397 nt
Organism: Triticum urartu
Lineage: Eukaryota; Viridiplantae; Streptophyta; Magnoliopsida; Poales; Poaceae
Source: RefSeq, a predicted model, not a curated record